Messenger RNA from Cyclocybe aegerita, 3678 nucleotides. The record is from the annotation of a GenBank genome assembly. NCBI's taxonomy places the organism in Eukaryota, Fungi, Basidiomycota, Agaricomycetes, Agaricales, Hemipholiotaceae.
AUGGGCGCACCGCUACACCUUGAACCCGCCUGCGAAUCUGGAUCUGGCCAGACCGUCGCAGAGUCCCUUGAAGAACUGCACUUCCUCGAACGGCACUGGGUGCCGGUCCCGAUGGGGGAGAUCACGAAUUUUGGCAGCGGAUUUGCGAUUGGAGGUGGGGGUGGGUUUGCCGGAGGCGGGUGCGGCGAGAAUCACGGACACGCAGUGCGGGUGCGGGGUAAGCUGGGCAGUCACUUCGGAGGCUGGGUGUGCGUUAACCCGAGCACAACACCUGCAACCCCGACAACAUCUUCGACAUCUUCGACAGUACUGACACCCGUGUUAUCUCCUUCAAGUUCGACUUCGACGAUAUUUGAGGUUAGAUUGGACGGAGGAACCGCGACGGUUCUCAGUGCCACUCAGCUGCUUUCGAGCCCGCGAUUGGUGGAAUACGGUCUAGAGAAGGAAAGCGAGAUCGAAGAAAGGGGACAAGAACAAGCUCUAGUUCAGGGUCAGCGUACAAGUCACGCGCACGUUGCGGAAAUGUCAUCAUCAUCAUCCUUUGAACCCUUACUUUAUUCCAGAGAGCCGGCCGGCGUGGUUGAUAAGGACGGCCUCCAUUACAAACACCACGUACAUCCUCCACACCAUCACCACCAUCGAGCGCAGCAAGAAAAGGACGACGAACACGUACAUCAAGAGAUCCCAGAUUCUACGAGCUCAAAACCACCACAAGAAGCGAACAAGGUGGGCGACUCUGAGCAGCAGAACGCUCAGAUGCAUCGCAAUGGCUUCAACACCUCCCAAUAUCCACCUCGACCAACCUACCCUCCUGCUCCGACAUACCCGCGUCCAACCAACAGCCGGAAUGCGACAAACUACACCCAGUUACCCCCCGACCUGCGUGAUCCAGCAGCGUCGCAUCACUUUGCUGCCUCCGACUCUGACGACUCUGACGUUGUCGGCUUGUCGAUCAGGAGGAGGAAAGUAGACUGGCAUACGGGAACAGGACCAGGACAACAUGGUCAAGGGCCGGCACCCAGACAAGCGAAGAGGAUGCCCAUUCUACCUCUUCUGCCGCUUGCGCCGUCGCCGCCACAUACGGCGGUGCCACACCCGCAAACCGCUAUCCACGUCCCGCCCACGGCGAGGGCUGCGGAGAGCCACGCACUUGGUGGCCCUUCUCACCUCGCGUCGUGCUACACCGCCUCGUCAUCUUCGUCCAAUGCCUCGUCCCCCACAUCGCCAUUUCCUCCGUCAACAUCAUCAGAAUCAGGAUCAACAUCAGAAUCAGCGUCUAUCUCAAAUCCAACACUCGAACCCCUACUUUGGUCCCACCCACUCGAACAUGCUGACAGAGCUCGCGAGCGUGCCUUUGACGCCGAGCAGCAAGCUGGAGGUGCUCAGAUUCCAGGACACGGCGCGUUUGAGGUCGACCGAAAGGUGCUGAAGGACGUUGUUAGGGAAAAGAUGGGCGAGGAGGUGGGGCGAAUUCGAUUUUUGAGUGGAGGUACCUUCCACAAGGCCUACCUAGUCACGCUCUCGACGCACCAAACUCUGGUGGCGCGUGUCGCGCGUCGGUUCAUGCCGCGAUUGAAGACCGCGUCGGAGGUGGCCACGAUUGCAUAUUUGGACAAGCGCACCCCUGUGCCCGUACCGACUAUCUAUGACUACGACGCCAACCCGUAUAACAGGCUCGGAGGCGAGUGGGUCUUGAUGAGUAAGGCUCCAGGAAUUCCGCUCGCUGAAGUUUGGCAUGGUCUUGCAUAUGCUGACAUCGUGAAGCUGUUGAAGGACCUCGCCGCGAGGGUCGUCAUACCGCUCUUCGCUCAUCGGUUCGAUGCGAUUGGGUCAUUGUAUUUCGGGCCGGACCCCACGAAGCCAGCACUAUCAAAUACAGCCUCUAAUGCCAAUGGGAACGCGAACGCUAGUGCCACUAGCAUGAGCCGAGUGAAUAGCAGUAGCAGCGGCGUUCCGACCCCUCGAGCCACUGCAGGCCUCGGCGAUCCUUUCGCAGCAUUGGGUAUGACGAGCAUGACUGCUGGCUCGAGCGCAGGCAUGUCAAGCUUCGCACAAGCAGCGAGCGCGCUGACGCCUACACCGUCGAGCGUCUGUGUACCUGAACUCGCACAUCCCCAUCCCCAAGAUCACGAGCAAGAAUACCACAUCGGCCCCAUCAUCUCCUGGCCGUUCUUCGGCUCCAACCGCGGCGAGCUCGCUCACCCCUCCGAGAUAAACCGCGGACCUUUCCCCUCGCUCUCCACGUACCUCUCUGCCUGCCUAGAACGGGAACAUAGCUCUGUCAUCCGCGAGAACGAGGGUAAGGCCGCUCCGCAUCGGCUGCACCUCGACCCAGACGAGGUUCAUUCGUCCUUCCAUCACCGCUUGCUCGCUGUUCCGGGCGACGAAUCAGAUGAUUCAGAUGAGUGGGGUCUGGAGGAGAGCGACGAUGAGUGGGAGGGCCCUGGAGAUAAGAUGUACAGGGAUUAUCGGAGGAUGCAGAGGGGUACUUUCUUGGUCAGAGAGUUGAAGGAGAGAGAGGAUAGGGUGCGAGCAGAGAUGGGACGGUGGAUCCGGUUGAUGGAGGGAUUGACAGGAAUUGUUGGAGGUGCGGGUGCGGGUGGAGAGCGCAAGGAAGGUGCCAAGGAAGAGUUUGGUUUGGACUGUCAUGAUUUGAGCUUGGAGAAUGUGUUUGUGGACGAGCGAGAUCAUACCAAAAUCACGUGCAUCAUUGACUGGGAGAGCACGACGACGCGCCCGCUGUGGCAGUGUGCGCACGUCCCUGCGUUUCUGCAGUCCAGUCCAUUCGUGGCGAAGCUUUUCCGCGAGAUCGUCGCCCAGCUACCCAACGACUCCUCUGUGUCUGUCCAACUACCACCUUCGUACUCCUCUUCCUCUUCAUCCGGCUCCUCGACCGCCAAAGACCUUACCUCACUCUGUCGCGAAUGGCUCUAUUAUGAGGCCGCAGGCACGCGUCUGCGCAUGGCCCACCGCUGUUCGGAGUGGGAUGGCUGGGAAGAGGGCCUCGUAGACAGCAUCCUUGGUGCGGAAGAGGACGAGGCGGAGUGGUAUACUGGUUUAGACAAGCUCGUCGAAGAGUACCGUGCUGGGUGUUCAGGUACUAUCCUUACUGGGAAGAGCAUUCUUGGGAACAGCAGCAGUAGACAUCCAGUUGAGCAACAUUCCGCCGAACAUUCACCAUUGCACGGCCUUUUCGAGUCCGGCCCGGCUUCGCCACUACCUUCGAAUCCCGAGGGACGCGUCAACGGGCGUGUUCUUUCCCCUCCUUCACCCUCAUCACCAGGCCCGACGAACGCGCGCUGGCCUUCUUCAUCUUCCAAGCCAUUACCCCCUUCGUCUUACCCUGUCUCUAAGUCUAAGACCAACGGCAACGGCAACGGCAACGCUAUCCCCAACGGCAAGUCAAGCUCAGUCUCAACAUUACUUCCACCAUCCAAAUCCUCGGCUUUACCUCCACCGCCUUCCUCGGCCCGCCUACCUAACACUUCUCUCGCCACAGCGGCCGCCCGACCACCCGUGCCCAAGCUCUCCACAAAGCUACCUCUUCGUGUGGAACAGGAGAAAGAACAGAUGCUGAAUACCACGGGGGAUAUAUGUGGCGGUCGUGGAGGCGAGCUCGGGCGACGCUUGGAGGCGUGGAUAGAGGUGUCUGGGAGCAAGGAUCGAGUUGAGAAGUAG